This is a messenger RNA of Astrephomene gubernaculifera, 1662 nucleotides long. NCBI's taxonomy places the organism in Eukaryota, Viridiplantae, Chlorophyta, Chlorophyceae, Chlamydomonadales, Astrephomenaceae. The record is from the annotation of a GenBank genome assembly.
GUAAAGAUAAAGGCGAUUCAUUCACACAUAAAUAGUUGACUUCAUAGGAUUCGUUGUGCACACCCUACGGAACUUGACCAGCUGUUUUCCUGUAGCAUGUGAGCCAUUUCAGUAACCUAUACGCAUAUAAGAGCUGUUUAGGAAGUAGGCAUGGAUUGUCUUCCAACGUCGUUUGAAGUUUGUGUUACUCGUUCACGGAAGGCCGCUGUCAACGCUCAGGAUAGGUUAAACGACUACAUUAAAGCAAAGUCCUUGGUUUGCGUCGAGCUAUAUCGGACGGCUGUCUUUAUAUCAAGCCAGAGGAGGGGAACGACUCUCCAAUUUGAAGGCUGGCAGGCAGAUGUCCCCGGCAAUGCCAGCCCAAGCACUCUAUACAAUCUAAAAUUUAAAAAGAAGGGCUUUGAGGAAUGCUCCUUGGUGGAGCUCCUAGGGUCCCAAAUCAGCAACCUCGAUUCCUUUAGAUCCGUUCUCCACAAGGGCGCAGACGUGUUUGUGCAAAAAUGUUUGGAAGACAAAGGAAUUUACUCCCCAUCAGCUCAGCUGAACUACGUAACCUACCUUGCGGAGGUGACACGUCCAAGGGGUCAUGAGAUAGGCACUGCAGGUGGCUAUUUCUGGCUACAGAAACCCUGGCUCAAGAAAAAGAAGGAGCUGGAGAAUGCUUUUGCAGCAGGCAGCCAGACAGCUCAGGCAGUCAGCAGUGUUCAGAAUAGGCGUUUUAUUCCCACAGCUUCGCGCACUCUUCAGGCGCAAACUGGCCUAGGCUCACUGGGUGGUGCCUCCAGCAGUAUGCACGUUGCAGCGGCUGCACCCUCCACACGAUUGGUGCCUUGGCAAGCCUCGGGGCAAGUGAGGCAAGCCCCAGCCAACGUACAGCUGGCCUAAGCCGCUGCACAAGCCCUGUACUGUUAAGUGAGGAAGCACAAGGCUCCGCCGAGGGAGACUGGGGGGCUGAUCUCCAGGGCCAGCGGUUAAUGAGCUUAUUUGAGAUGGAGCCAGAUGAAGAACGCCUUGGCGAUAGGGAGGCCUCGCCACUCACCAGAAGUCCCAGCUGGGAGCCGCAGGCCUACCCUCGCCUGGCUGGACUCAUUAGAAGCCGUCGAAAAGGCGUUGCAGGCAACUCGUCCGCCAGGAGUCCCCGCUCAGAGGCCUCCCCUCGCGCCGAUGGACUCCUUAGCGGCAGUCCUCAGGGCGGUGCAGGCAACUCGUCGGCAAGGAGUCCCCGCUCAGAGGCCUCCCCUCGCGCGGGUGGACUCCUUAGUGGCCGUUCGCAGGGCGGUGCAGGCAACUCGUCGGCAAGGAGUCCCCGCUCAGAGGCCCCCCCUCGCGCGGAUGGACUCCUUAGCGGCAGUCCUCAGGGCGGUGCAGGCAACUCGUCCGCCAGGAGUCCCCGCUCAGAGGCCUCCCCUCGCGCGGAUGGACUCCUUAGUGGCCGUUCGCAGGGCAGUGCAGGCAACUCGUCGGCCAGGAGUCCCCGCUCAGAGGCCUCCCCUCGCGCGGGUGGACUCCUUAGUGGCCGUUCGCAGGGCGGUGCAGGCAACUCGUCGGCAAGGAGUCCCCGCUCGGAGCACCAGCAGGCACCCCCUCGCGCGGAUGGACUCCUUAGUGGCCGUUCGCAGGGCGGUGCAGGCAACUCGUCGGCCAGGAGUCCCCGCUCAGAGG